AUGCUUCUGGCCCGCCCGGAGAUGGCGAUGCCGACGCUGCCACAGCGCGGCGUCACCUUCAAGAUCGAUCCUUCUUCCCCGGCAAGCGAUGCGACGGGAAGGUCAAGAAGAUCUAGCACGAUGGACGACAACAGGAAGUUCGAUGCGAAAGCGUUCAUGCCGAAGCGAGUCAAUGCCGAGAUCUCGAGGCGCUACGACAUCGACAAGAACGAGAUCGGCUCGGGCGGUUACGGAAAGGUCUUUGUUGCCCGGGAUCGCACGAUGCGGGAUCGGAUGGUCGCCAUCAAGAAGGUGAUCAUCUUCGAGGAUGCAAAGAAGAAGGCCUUCUUACAGGAGGCUCAGAUCAUGAAGGAUCUGGACCAUCCGAACAUCUGCAAGCUCCUGGAGACUUACGAGCAAGGGCGCUUCAUGUUCUUUGUCAUGGAGUACUGUGAGGGACGUGAAGUGUUUGAUCGGAUUAUGGAGCAAGGCUUAAUCCAGGAGUCGACCACCGCAGAGAUCGUGCGCCAGGCCGCAAGCGCGCUCCUGUACGCUCACAACAGAGGCAUCGCGCAUCGAGACAUGAAGCCGGAGAACAUUUGCUUCUGCAGCAAGGAUGUGACGAACAACCACGUCAAGCUCAUCGACUGGGGCCUGGGUUUCUACUUCGGUCAGGGGCGAAUGAACUCCGCAGUUGGCAGCCUGACGUACGCGGCACCAGAGGUGCUGGAAGCGAAGGAGAAACAAGGGUACACAGCUGCUUGCGAUCUCUGGAGCUUGGGGGUGGUGACCUACGUGAUGCUCUGCGGAAAACCGCCCUUCUGGGGCAACUACAAUGAACAGCUCAGGAGGAUGAAGAGGGAGACCUUCCCCAUGUCGGAUGCGACCUGGCAGCAGAUCUCGCGGCCCGCCAAGGACCUCAUCCGCGGCCUGCUUCGUGCAGAUCCCAAGCAGAGGAUGAAGCUGGAGGACGUUCUCCGGAAUCCAUGGCUCAGGCUUCAGGAGAGCCAGUCGGCUAUGGACAACAAGAUCGCUAGCCAGGUCCUGACGAACUUGCGACAGUUUAGCCGGACCUCCCAAUUCUUCACUAUCUGCGUUGCUUCCGUAGCGCGCCAGUUGGACCACAAGAGCCUCCGGGACGUCCACAAGGUCUUUGCCGAGAUGGACACAAACGGAGACGGCGUGCUCGAGCUCCACGAGGUCCGAGCCGGAUUCCAAAAGUUCUUUGGUCGCGACAGCCCGCAGGUUCAGGACGUUGAGCAAGUCUUUCAAAAGCUCGACCUCGAUGGAUCUGGCUUCAUCGACUACACGGAGUUCUGUGCCGCGGGGAUCGGCGAGCGCGUGAGCUUGGAGGAAGACGUCCUCUGGGCCGCCUUCAAGGCCUUUGACGUACAGGACGACGAUGGCCGUAUCACCAAGGAAGAGGUCCAGCAGGUUCUCCGGAGUGGUGACGUCAACAAGCUUUGGACGCCACAGGUGUGCCAAGAAGUUGCCGAAGACAUCUUCGAGACCUUCGAUCAGAAUGGAGAUGGCUCGCUCGAUUUUCAGGAAUUUGUCAAGCUUAUGCGCGAGUGCUCCCUGAGACACAAGGCCGAUGACGCGGAUGUUGAGCCUGCCCAGAGGCAGCUGAUCAAUGAGCUGACCAGCGAUCUGAAGAAGGGCAGAACGGACAAGGCAUAUGACAUCCUUACCAAGUUGGACGACGUCCAGCGAUGCAACCGGACGCCCACGAACUCACAAGGUUCCCGCACUGACGAUCGCCGGAUGUCUGACGGAGGUCAGUUCCCCCAGCAGCCCGUGGCCCGCACGCUGAGCAGCGCUUUGAGGCAGAUGAGCUGGAACUUCAACUCCCGUCCAGACGAGAGCAAUCCUUCAUGCUUCGCCUGCACUGCAAACAAGCCCAAUUGCUCACUGAUGUGA
Molecule: messenger RNA, 1899 nt
Organism: Symbiodinium sp. CCMP2456
Lineage: Eukaryota; Dinophyceae; Suessiales; Symbiodiniaceae
Source: the annotation of a GenBank genome assembly